Molecule: messenger RNA, 5541 nt
Organism: Schistosoma rodhaini
Lineage: Eukaryota; Metazoa; Platyhelminthes; Trematoda; Strigeidida; Schistosomatidae
Source: the annotation of a GenBank genome assembly
AAAUGAUUUAAUAAUUUAGAAUUUUAUAAAAAUUUUUACAAAUUACACUAAAAUUUAUCAAGAUUUCAUUGAGUAAAAAAAUAUUUUUUUGUUUCUGAGGAAAAAAAUUAAAUUUUCUUUCAUAUAAUAAUAUCUAACUGGAUUAUUACAUAAUAAUGAAUGUUUUAUUAGAUUUUAUAUAUAACUUUUAUAUCAAACAUUUUCAAAGCAAUCCAAGUUUUGUAUGAUCCCUUCAACUAAUGGAACACUGAAUUCAGACAAUUUUCUUAUCACGAAAUAUUAGCAUGUAAAAAUAUGGAUAAUUUAAAAAAAUAAACGGAUCAAAUAUCAUAUUCCCACACGUAUAUACAAUCAACAUGAUUAAACGUAAUGAUUUUGGCUCCAGACAAGGUUGAAAAACAAUUCAACCAACAAAUAGGACAAAGAUAUAAAUCAAAACUUUUAUGUACUAUUACUAUAACAAAACAAAGAACUUGUCAAACACGUAAAACAAAUUUGAUUAGUAAUAAAAAAAUUUCAUAUUCUAGACUGUUUCUUUGUCAAUUAUUUAGUGUUUUUAUAUUAUCAAUUGUCAAUAUUGAUUGUACAAUUGUUGUACGUUUAGUAAUGCAUGAAGAACAACAACAAAAUACUACACUUGUUGGUGUAUUAAUCAAAUAUAUACCGAAUUAUAUUAUAGCAGAACAUAAACACUUAUUAUUUAGACCAAUUAAUAAAGAUCAUGCCUAUUUAUUUCAUGUAACACCAGAAGAUGGUAGAAUUUAUGUAAUCAAAAGAAUUGAUCGUGAAGAAUUAUGUCCUUACAAUGAAUUCAAUUAUCAUCAACAUCAUUUUGUAGAAAUACCAUCUAAUGUACAAAUUCAACAACAAACAAUAUUAAAUUUGUACAAUGCUUCAUAUUUACAUGAUUGUCGAUUAACAUUCGGUGUAAGUUUAAUUAAAAUAAUAAAUAACAUAAUAGAUAUCAUUGAAGUAAUUCGUGUUCAUAUAACUGUAAAUGAUAUUGAUGAUAAUUAUUGUACAUUUACACCUAAUUCUAAACAGACUAUUUAUUUACCUGAAGAUAUUAAACCUCAUUCCCAUAUUAAUAUACCAUUGCAUCAACCUUUGGAUCUUGAUGCUCAUCCAAAUCACACUGUCAGUUCCGAUAAAAUAUUUUUAUAUACAAAAAAUAAAAUUAAUGAAACAUAUCAGUCAUCAGCAUUUCAAUCACGCGAACUAGAUUUACCAUUUAACUUAAUUAUCUUACCAACUGGAUCAUUGAUUAAGCCAUAUUUAUUAAAUCUUUAUAUAACGAAAGCAUUAGAUUAUGAAAUGUUAGCUGAAUAUCAUCUUAUAAUUGAAGCAAACAGUAAGUAUGGUAAGUCGAGUCAAAGAUGCUACCUCGAAUUGAAUAUCAUAGUGCAAGAUAGAAAUGAUUAUAAGCCAUAUUUCACAACGAACUAUACAGAAAUUAACAUCGCUGAAAAUUUCAAUACAGCCUUACCAAUAUAUACAUUUUCAGCUAUUGAUUUAGACAUGGGAGAUGUAUACAGCAAAAUAAUUUAUGAACUAGAUUCCAAAGCGUCAGAUCUAAUCAAAACAACCUUUUUCAUAAAUCCUAAUAAUGGUUCUGUAUAUCUCAAAAGUAAACUAAAUCACAGAUCACAUUCAAUUUAUACUAUUCCAAUUAUUGCAAGAAAUCCAUUCAGUUACGAAGUGAAUGUUUCAAAAGAGUCAAUUAAAAGCCAGUCAAAUGAAGAUAACUCUGUUUCCUUCAAUCCAAAACAAAUCGAAACAGAUUCUUUUUCAACUGCAAAGUUGGUUGUAAAGGUUAUUGAUGUUAACGACAACUCCCCUGUAAUAACAUUCCAGUCACUUGAUGGGAAUACAACAUUAAGUAUACCCGAACACUCAAAGAAUCUACCAUUAGAUUUUGCUAUCAUUUCGGUAACCGAUGAUGAUGAUGGUUUGAAUGGCAGGAUCUCAUGUUUUCUCAAAGAAAAAUACAGAGAUCAAUUUAAAUUAACAUCGAUAAUUACUAACAAUAAUAUCGAGACAUUGGCCGGUGUUGCUAAUAGCGGCAUAGCUAAAAAUCAGGGUGAUGAAAUAAAUCUUGAAAAAAGAAUGUGGUCGCAGUCAGAAAUGAUUUAUAAACUAUCUGCAUCCGUAUCGUUUGAUCGUGAACAAGUUGAUUAUAUAAAAUUGAUAGUCGAAUGCCAUGACCAUGGUAAACCACCUCUAAUGUCAAAUAAAGUACUAUACGUUGAAAUUACUGAUAAAAAUGAUCACAAACCGAUGUUUAAUUCCAGUGAAUUACAAUUAGCAAUAACGGAAGACAGUGAUCCAAAAAGAAAACAGAUGCAUUAUGAAGUUAUAAAACUUUUAGCUACAGAUAAUGAUACUGGGAUAAACGCUAUAAUAAAGUAUUACAUAGUAGAUGAUCAUAAAAUCGCUAAUCACUUCCACAUUAAUGAAUUAACUGGGCUUAUUCAAUCCAAGGGUAACUUGGAUCGAGAAAUAUGUGAUCGCUAUGAUUUUACGGUUGUUGCGCAAGACUGUGGUCUACCAGCUUUAUCGAAUUCAAUCAAUAUUCAGAUUAUCAUACAUGAUUACAAUGAUGAACAGCCUACAUUCGCAAAACAAGUAUAUGAAUUUCAUAUGACUGAAAACAAUCCAGUAGAUCAAUAUAUUGGAAGUAUUACUUGUUCAGACAACGAUCUAGGCAGUAAUGGUUUAAUUCACUUUGAAAUCGAAUUAAUGCCUUAUAAUAAACACACUCAUGCCAGUGAGCUGUCGUUAUCUUUAUCUUCAUUGUCGAAAGCAGCGAAUACGGCAAAUGGACAUUUAGUUAAUAUAUCAACUAAAUUACAUUUGCCAUUUGAGUUACUUAGUUAUUACGACACACUGAAAAGUAUUUAUUUAGUAAAGAUAUAUACGAAAGGUAAAAUUGAUCGUGAAAAGUUGAAAGAAAUUUCAGAAAUACAAAAAUCAUCAACAUCAUCAAAAUCAUCAUUGUCAUCUACAUUAUCACACAAAUCUUAUGGAAUGAAAACUAAAACUUCGAAAAUGAUUGAUAAGACAGACAUCGUUGCAUAUAAAUUUUGGAUUGUAGGUGAAGAUCAAGGUCAACCUCAACAACGUGGUCGUUCAUUAAUACAUAUUAUUGUCGAAGAUGAAAAUGAUAACGAACCAUAUUUUGUCUUACCAAAAGAAGAUCACACUGUUAUUGAACUCUCAUACUUAGAAAUAGUACGAUAUCCAAUUAUUAAAUUACUUGCAAUUGAUAACGAUGCAGGAAUAAAUGGCACUGUCAGAUAUGAAAUACAUCAAAUAACGCGGGAGAUUAUAAAGAACAAUGAUCAAAUAAAAACUAUAAAAGAUUCAUUUUCAAUGAAUCAGUCAGUUAAAAACUAUGAAUUCUUAAAAAAUUCUUUAUUUACAUUAAAUCCAUUGAAUGGUUUAUUACGUUUAAAUACUCAGUUCUCUCAAUCAGAUGUAGACAAGAUGAUAAAUAUUCAAAUAAAAGCUUAUGAUUUAGGUAUACCUAUAUCAAAAUAUUCCUAUAUAACAAUUCACAUUAAACCAGUAAAUAUCACACCAUCAGAAACAAAAAAUGGCUUUGAUUACGAAUUAGAUGAUGAUUACGAUGUUGAUCAUAUGGAAGAUUGGGAAAAUGAUCAUCUCACCUAUUCGAAUUGGAGUAAUCAUAAUCGUUUUUCUUUAAAUAAUUACAUAAUCUUGUCUACAGUGGUGCUAUCUAUACUACUAUCAAUUAUUUUAAUGUGUUCUGUAGCUUGUAUUAUUAAAUAUAGAAAACUCAAAAACAAUUCAGUAAACCACAAUUCGAAAGAUGCCAACGGACUUGAUCAAAUCAAAGGAGAUUAUCCUCUUAGUGAAGAUGGAUUCCAGAAUAUAAAAAUGAGUCCGAUUAGAACGAAAUUCAUACACGAUGACAAUAUUCAUAAUAUUGAUUCAUUAUUACCCAACUUAAUAAGUGAAAUUCCAAAUAAUUCAAUUACAUCUAGUAACAUUACACCUACAGUAAAUUAUGCAACAUUACAAUAUAAUACAUCACUUUCCCAAUAUGUAAAUAAUCAUCAUCAUGAAACAACAAAUUCUACACUUUCUUCUCAUUCUUCAACUACACAAGCUACUGUUCUUCCACAACCUUUAAUUGUACGUUUAGAACCUAUUUCUACAAAUCUUUUAGCUAAUAAUUGUGUACAACCAAUAAGUAUAUUGUAUUCUACAAAUUCUAAAGAACAAAUUGAUCUGAAUUCAGUAAAUCCUUUUUCUACUACUUGUUAUCCAUCUACUUCAUAUACUAAUCAUUCCUAUAAUGAUAAUAAAUUUAUUGAUGUAACUAAUGAAAUAUUUGAAGAUUUACAUCUAGUUUAUGAUCAGACAAUAAGAAAAUUAUCCUAUUUCAAUGAUGAAAAUGUUUUAAAUAAACAUAACGAUUAUGAAUGGAAUAGUUUAACUAAGUCUACAUUGCCAGAACUUCAACAAUUAUGUAUUCAUUCACAACCAUCGAAACGAAAUAGUCUCACAUCGCUUGGUCAAGACAGUGGAAAUGGUGACAGUCUUGAAACAACAACUAUGUCUUUUAUUCCUAUAACACAAUCGAUUUGGUUAAAUAAUACAAUGAAUGAUAUUUAUGACAAACAGCCAGUCAAUUUAUCUUUAGUUCAUGUAUAUACUCCAUUGUCAAGUGUUAAAGAAAUCGAUUGUAAUAAUGGUAAUAUUAGUACUUCCAAUAGCUUAACAAUUCCCACCACUAUAGCUACUACUGCUACACCGAAUAUUAGUAAUACUACUACACCUGAGAAUACUGUGAAGUAUAUUCAUUGAACAUUUUACUAAUCACUUACUACUAAGAACUGAAAUGUUUGAGAAAUUUAUAUCACACAGCAAAGAGAACAUCCAACACUUGACUCCGUACAGUAAACAGUUUAUACUGUUUGAUCUUGUAAAUAGUAAACGUUUGCAUUUCUCUGUUGUCAGUAUAUAUGUUCAUUGUUAAUAGAAUUGAUUUCAAAUAUUAUUAACUGAUCUUUAAAAGCAAAUAAAUGAACAAGAAUUAUGAGUUUCAACAUAAAAGGUAUAUAUACAUUAUAUUAGAAGAGAAUAAUUAAUUUGUAAAUGAUUUUGAACUGAACUGUUCAUUUGUGAAAGUUUCACAUUCACUUUCAUCAUUCAAAAAUCGUAUUCACUGACGAGUUUAACAUACUAUGAAGGUGAGAGUUUUAUAUAAUUUCAAUGAUAGAACGCUCAUUAUACAAGCUAUUAACUAACUCGUUCUAUUUAUUUGAAUAUAUGGAAUUGAAUUUCUGUUGCAUUUUAAUUACUGAAGAUAAAUGGAACGAUAAUUUUCUUUUUUCUUAAUUGAUGUUUAUAGCAAAGACGUAUUCUUUGUUUCUUAAGACCUAUUAUAUAAUAAAUACAAAAAGCUCAUACUAUGAUGUACUUUUUAUUGUUUAUUUUUUGAACUAAUGGUUUCUCUAUCAAAAGACAUUUGGUGAUACUACUAAUUAAUAAACCUAAAAAUAAGAGAGCAAA